CUCCCUCUUGUUCUGGAGGAGGAGGAAGCCAGGAUGACGAUGAUGGUGGUGGCCAUGAUGGUGAUGAUGGUGGUGGCCUCUUCCUCCUCCUCCUCCUCCUCCCCACUGCUCCUCUCCUGCCUCCUGGGCCACUUGGGGGUCCUUUGGGCGACCCCAGAAGUCGGGGGCCAAGCCCAGGUGGAGGUCCAGCUACUCCUUUCCCCCGAGGAAGAGGAAGGAGAGGAGGAAGAGGAGGAGGGAGGAGGAAGCUCCACCACUUUGCAAGGCUCCCUUCUCUUCCUCCGGAGGGAGGAGGAAGGAGACCCCAACAACAACAACCACCACAACAGCCCCCUCCGGGGAAGCCUGGUCCUGGUGGGGGACACGAACCCCAAGUUGGAGGACAAGGAGGACAGCUGGAUCGGUGUUGUCCCAGUGGGCGAGGAGCAAGCAGAGACCCCCAAGGGCGGCAAAGAGGAGUCCUUCACCACCGCAGUGGUCAACAAGAUGAAGAGAGCCCUUUUUUUGGGUGCUUCUGCGCUACUCAUCCUUGCGCUGAACCAAAACGCCAUCCGAGAGUUAGACGUCUCCCAGGUUCUCUCGAAACCGGUGAUCCUCGUCCAGACUUCAGAAAAUGUGACCAAACUUUUCGGAGCAUUGCUGCGGGCCUUGCGGGCCACAGCAAAGAUCACGUACCAGGCAGUGCUGCUGGAAAACGUGGGGUGACGCUGAACCUCAUGGUCCACGUGUGGCCUUUCACGGGGCGGCCCUUUCACGGCGAAUGGCAAGGGGGUCAUCUGCACCGGAGAAAACACUCCAGAGUUCAGGUUUGUGAAGGACUGGUGGGACGCCAUCUUGCUCAUCGCCUAUCUCUGCACCGGCGUCAUCAUGCAAGCCCAGCGACAGUCCCAAAGCCAGCUGGAGCAAGACCAUGAGCCGGACCUCAAGCAGCACGUGGCGCGGAGGCUGUCGGCGCUGAAAACCCGCCGUUAUCACCACCCUGGGAAGGCGCCUCGGAGCUGGGCACAAGAGAUCGACAGCUGCGCCAUCUGCUUGGAACCAGGUCCACAAGAACCAUGUCUCAGGGUGCUGCCCUGUUUGCACGAAUUUCACCGCGACUGCGUGGAUCCGUGGCUCCUCCUGCAGCAGACUUGCCCUCUUUGCAAACGCAACAAUCCUUGGAAACUUCCAAGACAGCUAGCGAGAGGCCGGCCUGGACCUUGGAAGGUGGGCGUGGGUCAAUCAUGCCCCCGACCAAGAGGACCCUGCCCUUCCAUGGACUUUGGCCACCUUGGCAAAGCCACCGUUGCUGCCCAUCAGCCGCCCCCAACAACCUGUCCACUUGAUUCUCACAAAGCCAAGGAACAACACUAUCAGCGGCUCCUCUCCCUUAGUUUGGGUGGCAGUCAUGGAAAAUGCCCCCCAAAAAUCAAGAGCCCUCAGAGCGUGGUUUUUGGAGGUGGCUCAUGGUCUAUGAACUCAGGGAAGCAAUAG
Messenger RNA from Sceloporus undulatus (fence lizard), 1473 nucleotides. It is a transcript of the gene RNF215, whose product is annotated as ring finger protein 215. Gene Ontology annotation, molecular function: ubiquitin protein ligase activity. Gene Ontology annotation, biological process: ubiquitin-dependent protein catabolic process. Lineage: Eukaryota; Metazoa; Chordata; Lepidosauria; Squamata; Phrynosomatidae. The record is from RefSeq and is a predicted model, not a curated record.